AUGCACCCGACUUUCACUACCCUAUCUAUACUGGCAGUAGCCUCUUUAGCUGAUGCUGCUGCCAUUGAAGCCCGCUCACAGAGCUCAACUCCACUGACUCCCAGUCCCUCAGCUACCGCAACCGGAGUUGAUUGGUUUCAGACCACGCCCGAGAGCUACCAGGGCACGACUGCAACCGGGGUUGCUCCCUUCUUAGCCGAGACAAAUCCUGCUCCGUUUGGACAAAAGACACUGUCUCCCAAUGACCCGCUGGAAACAAGUGAGCCGAUCAAGGGGGCCGCUGGCCGCAAUAUAUUCCAUUACAUGGGCAACCUAAGUCCUUAUCAUGUACCCGAUGGCUUUGGAGUGGAUGAAUAUCCUCUCCCGCAAGGAUCUAACAUCACCCAAAUGCAUAUGAUUCACCGCCAUGGUUCUCGGUAUCCUUCAUCCUCAGAAGGUCUGGCUUCAUGGGCCCAGAAGAUCAUCAAUUCUACGGCUAGUGGUAACAACUUCACGGGCGCACUUUCUUUCCUGAACGAUUGGGACUACGGACUGGGGUUAGAGAUCCUCGUCCCCAAAGGCCGUCAGGAGCUCUAUGACAGCGGCGUCCUAAACUUCUACAACUACGGGCACCUCUAUAAUUCCAGCUCGACCCGUAAGCUCGUAGCGCGCACCACCACCCAGGACCGCAUGCUCAAAUCCGCAGAGAACUUCCUCGCAGGCUUCUUUGGCCUUGAAUGGACAGAAAAGGCCAACCUACUACCAAUAAUAGAAGGUGUUGGCUACAACAACUCCCUAAUUGGGACUUACUCCUGCACCCGCGCACUAGAGUACAUGGCAUACAAUGCCACCACACCCCUAUCAACAUGGAAAAACAUCUAUCUCAAAGAGCGCACCGAAGCACUCCACACCCUGACUGGAUCCUACAACUGGACCACGACCGACAGCUACAACGCGCAGAGUAUGUGCGCCUACGAGACCAUCAGUUACGGCUACAGCCGCUUCUGCGAGCUUUUCACCUUUGAAGAAUUCGAAAACUUCAGCUACUCCUUCGACAUCGAAUUCUCCAACAUGGUCGGAUUUGCCUGUCCCGCGGGCCGCGCGCAGGGAAUUGCCUGGGUAGAGGAAUUUCUCGCCCGUGUGGAGGGUCACUUACUCCAGACUACAGGCACCAAUGCCAAUAUGACCCUGGACACGAAUCCUGUGACGUUCCCAACGGAUCAGAAUCUCUACCUUGACUUCUCGCAUGAUGCGGGUAUAGUCGCUGUUCUCACUGCGUUUGGAUUCAGUCAGUUCGCCCAGUAUCUGCCUCCUACUGGACCUCCUCUAUACCAGCAGUUCAAGGCUAGUAACAUUGUUCCUUUUGGUGGACGGACGAAUAUUGAGAUCAUCAAGGCGCCUCAUAAAGUGUCUGCUACGCGUCCUGCGGGUGAUCAAGGAAAUGCCUAUGUGGAUGGUACUGGGGAAACGUUCUACGUUCAUUUUUUGCAGAAUCAGCGUACGCUUCCUCUGCAUUCUAGCUUUGCGGAUUGUGAGUAUCGUGAUGAUGGUUGGUGCGAGCUGUCUACGUUCAUGAAUGUUCAGAAGAAGAGUUUGGAAAGAUCUCAGUUUGAGUAUGCUUGUUUUGGUAAUUGGACUGUGACUGAGUAUGGGACUGUUACUGAUGGUGUUCCGGUUUGA
Molecule: messenger RNA, 1659 nt
Organism: Aspergillus tubingensis
Lineage: Eukaryota; Fungi; Ascomycota; Eurotiomycetes; Eurotiales; Aspergillaceae
Product: histidine phosphatase family protein
Exons: 3
Coding region: 1-1659 (552 amino acids)
Molecular function (GO): acid phosphatase activity
Source: RefSeq, a predicted model, not a curated record